This is a messenger RNA of Nycticebus coucang (slow loris), 2554 nucleotides long. RefSeq names its product RAB guanine nucleotide exchange factor 1 (gene RABGEF1). Gene Ontology annotation, biological process: vesicle-mediated transport. The record is from RefSeq and is a predicted model, not a curated record. NCBI's taxonomy places the organism in Eukaryota, Metazoa, Chordata, Mammalia, Primates, Lorisidae. Gene Ontology annotation, molecular function: small GTPase binding; guanyl-nucleotide exchange factor activity; zinc ion binding. The transcript is spliced from 9 exons. Gene Ontology annotation, cellular component: cytosol; endocytic vesicle. Bases 99 to 1199 code for a protein of 366 amino acids.
UGAGGGCGGGAGCCGACUGUCCAAGCCUAGGACUACACGAGCGACGUGGGGAGGUCGGCGGUCCCGACGCGGUGGAGCCGCUCACCAGCAGGAGGAAGAUGAGCCUUAAGUCUGAACGCAGAGGAAUUCAUGUGGAUCAAUCAGAGCUCCUAUGCAAGAAAGGAUGUGGUUACUAUGGCAACCCUGCUUGGCAGGGUUUCUGCUCCAAGUGCUGGAGGGAGGAGUACCACAAAGCCAGGCAGAAGCAGAUUCAGGAGGAUUGGGAACUGGCAGAGCGACUUCAACGAGAGGAGGAAGAAGCCUUUGCCAGCAGUCAGAGCAGCCAGGGUGCCCAAUCCCUGACAUUUUCCAAAUUUGAAGAAAAGAAAACCAAUGAGAAGACCCGCAAAGUUACCACAGUGAAGAAGUUCUUCAGUGCUUCCUCCAGGGUUGGAUCAAAGAAGGCAGAAAUUCAGGAAGCAAAAGCUCCCAGUCCUUCCAUAAAUCGGCAAACCAGCAUUGAAACGGAUAGAGUAUCUAAGGAGUUCAUAGAAUUUCUCAAGACCUUCCACAAGACAGGCCAAGAAAUCUAUAAACAGACCAAGCUGUUUUUGGAAGGAAUGCAUUACAAAAGGGAUUUAAGCAUUGAGGAACAGUCAGAGUGUACUCAGGAUUUUUACCAGAAUGUGGCUGAAAGAAUGCAAACUCGUGGAAAAGUGCCUCCAGAAAAAGUUGAGAAGAUAAUGGAUCAAAUUGAAAAGUACAUCAUGACUCGUCUCUAUAAAUACGUGUUCUGUCCAGAAACUACUGAUGAUGAGAAGAAAGAUCUUGCUAUUCAAAAGAGGAUCAGAGCCCUGCACUGGGUUACACCUCAGAUGCUUUGUGUCCCUGUGAAUGAAGAAAUUCCAGAAGUGUCUGAUAUGGUGGUGAAAGCAAUUACAGAUAUCAUUGAAAUGGAUUCAAAGCGUGUGCCUCGAGAUAAGUUGGCCUGCAUCACCAAGUGCAGCAAGCACAUCUUCAAUGCCAUCAAGAUCACUAAGAACGAGCCAGCUUCAGCAGAUGACUUCUUACCCACUCUCAUCUACAUUGUUUUGAAGGGUAACCCUCCACGCCUACAGUCCAAUAUCCAAUAUAUCACUCGCUUCUGCAAUCCCAGCCGCCUGAUGACGGGAGAGGACGGCUACUAUUUUACCAAUCUGAGGCUGGUCUUGAAUUCCUGAGCUCAAGAGAUCUACCUGCCUCAGCAUCCCGGAGUGCUGGAUUACAGACAUGAACCACCGUGCCCACCCUGUACUCAUGUUUCAAAAUAAAUGAAACAUUAUUUUGGGAAUAACUCUGAAACCAUAUUUUCCUUUCUUUAUUGCCACAACAAUCAUGAAAGACUUCUGUGACCAGAUGUAGGAGGUGGGAGUUCCUACAUACCAAGUAUCCAACACCAUCUAGGUAUCCUCUGAUUCUGAUGGUAUCUUCUUGGAAAUGUCAUCAGAUCCCACAGGAUGAGGGCUCAGUCCUCAAAACUGUCCCUGCACCCUCCUUUGGACACCGGUCACAAGUCCAAGAGAACUUCUGACCAACUAGCUUCAAGUUGGGGUUCCUACAACCCCCUCUUUGGGUUCAGUUAAUUUGCUGGAGUGGCUCACAGAAUUCAGGGAAACACAUUUGCUGGUUUAUUAUAAAAGAUAUUAUAAAGGAUCCACAUGAAGAGAUGCAUAGGGUGAGGGAUAGGAAAAAAAUGCGGAGUUUCAUACCCCCUGGGCACCACCACCCUCCAGGAACCGCCACAUGUUCAGCUGUCUGGAAACUCUCUGAGUCCUGUCUUAGGUUUUUAUGGAGACUUCAUUACAUAAGUAUGAUUGAUUACACCAUUGGCUAUUGGUGAUUGAUUUGACCUUCAGCCUUUUCCCCUCCCCAGAGGUUGGGGAGUAGGGCUGAAACUCCCAGCCCUCUAACCAUGCCUUUGUGAACAGCUCCAUCCUGAAGCUAUAAGACAACACUGGCAAACAAAAAGGCAAGGAUUUUUGGAGUUCUGUGUUAAGAAACAGAGAUGGAGACCAGAUAUAUAUUUCACAAUAUCACAAACAUGCAGUAAAUUGCCAGGGAAGAGCCUUUUGGAUUCAGUUUUUAACCAGAGACAGUAGACAAUCUGAGAAAUAUGGAAGUGGAGACCUGGAAGAGAGUAGAAAAAUGAAAGACCAGAAAGUGUUAGAGGUUUGCCAGAGCUGUUGACAGUGGAGGCAUCUGGGUCACCCAAACUUGCAGGUUUCCCAGCACCUUUGGACCUGCAGCCUUAACAACGUUUGUGCUUUCAUUGUUUAUCUCUUCUUGGCCUGAGUCAGAGUCUGUCUUCUAUUCUAUCACUCCAAUGAGACUGUUCUGGAGAAAGCAGGAAAAAAAAAUCUAUCAUUUACCAAAUCCCAUGGGAACUCUUAAGUUUUCGUCUUUCAUUCCUCUUAACAUUCUUGAUUAUUCCUUUCUUCUUUCUUGAACUUUUUGUUCCUUGACUUCUGCAGUUCCACUUCUUCCUUGUUGCUUUAUAAACUCUCUGUCCUCUACUCCUCCCUUGAAUAAUGUUGUU